This is a messenger RNA of Talaromyces stipitatus ATCC 10500, 783 nucleotides long. RefSeq names its product short chain dehydrogenase family protein, putative. The transcript has 2 exons. NCBI's taxonomy places the organism in Eukaryota, Fungi, Ascomycota, Eurotiomycetes, Eurotiales, Trichocomaceae. Gene Ontology annotation, molecular function: oxidoreductase activity, acting on the CH-OH group of donors, NAD or NADP as acceptor. The coding region runs from base 1 to 783 and encodes 260 amino acids. The record is from RefSeq and is a predicted model, not a curated record.
AUGGAUCCUCGCCUUGACUCGGAAAAUCUUAGAAUGCCCAAAACCAUUGCCCUCAUCAGCGGCGCCAACCAAGGCAUCGGCCUGGCAACAGCAACUCGUCUAGCACGCGAACACGGCUAUCAAGUCAUAAUCGGUUCUCGCAAUGCCAACAACGGCCUCAAGGCAGCCAAGGAACUUCAAUCCGAGGGCUUAUCGGUCGAUAGCGUACAGUUAGACAUCACAUCCGACGAGUCCAUCGCCAAGGCAGCUGAAUACAUCACUCAAAAAUACAGCAGACUAGACGUUCUCAUCAACAACGCUGGCAUCCAGCUAGAUGUACGCGUACAAGGUGAAGCCGCAAACAUGUCAUUGCGUCAACUCUGGGAACUCACAUUGUCUACGAAUGUGAUUGGUACUGCCUGUCUGACGGAGGCCAUGAUUCCCUUGUUGCGCAAAUCGAGUCAACGCCCGCGCGUGAUCUUUGUGUCGACUCGGAUGGCUUCAUUGGCCGAGAGUCUGAAUCCGAAUACCUUGUAUUAUAAGAUCGAUUAUAAGAUGUAUGACACUAGCAAAGUUGGUGUGAACAUGCUCGUCUCGAAUUAUGCGCGCAUAUUGGGCGAAGAGAUGAGAGCGCGUGUCAAUGCUGUUUGUCCGGGUCUCAUCCAAACGCAGCUUACAGGGUAUAUACCCUAUGGCGAAAAACCGGAGGCUGGCGCCCAACGUAUUGUCGAGUUGGCCACUGUUCCUGACGACGAUGAGACGACGGGGACCUUCUCAGAUCGUCAUGGUGUCAUUCCAUGGUAG